AUGUUUUCAGCAACUGCACAGUCCAGCACACUUACUAGUGUGCAAACUACAGACGGCACAAGCUUUACCCCCACUCUAACGACUUCUAGCGAGGUAACAACAGAUUCAUCCAGCGGAAGUACAUCGUCUCCCUCCGCCUCGUUACCAAGUUCUACAGUAAACAGUACAGAGGGAGACAAUAGCACCAGUACUAGCUCGACAACACACUCAAUCACAACAACACAAAUGGUAAUAUUGUGUAAAAAUGGAACCUGUGCGGGAAACGACAGCAGCUGUUUAAAUGAAACAAUUACAGGCACGUGCAUGUUGUCAGACUCGCAAUCCUGCUACCAAAUUGUGUAUACAAAUGAGACAGACACGUACUACGAAGUUGGCUGUUACAGUACCUGUGAGUUCCUGGUUGAGGACACAGAAGAUGUUACCAAAACAACGCGUUGUUGCGAUACCAAUAUGUGUAACAACGAACUACUUUCGGACCCAGAUCCGGGAAAUAACGCUGUCAAAAUUCCUGUGCCUUGCUAUUCGAUGUUGCUCGUGUUAUAUUUGAGCAGACUCUUUAAUCAAGGACAGUAAUGCACAUAAAAGAGAUACGAAAACAUCUGUUACAAAUACAAGCUUUAAAAUAAGGUCAUGUUAUAGUAGCGGCAAGCCUGGAUAGCGCCGUAUCAAGCAGAGUUUUGGUGGGUAAUGUUAUCAAAUGAAGUCAAGAGUUGGCGGAAUAGAUAACUAUCCACCACAUGUUCUGCCUGUACGGUUACGACGUAUGCACCAGCUCUAGAAACAUCGGACAUUUUGAAUAAACUCUGAAAACUUUUAUUACACUGGACACAAAACAUAGGUCAAAUGUCAUUAAUAAGUGUGCGAAGCUUUAUCAAAUCGGUUGGAAAUAAAAUGUACAGCUUGGUAA
Messenger RNA from Mercenaria mercenaria, 907 nucleotides. RefSeq lists its product as uncharacterized. Bases 1 to 573 code for a protein of 190 amino acids. Lineage: Eukaryota; Metazoa; Mollusca; Bivalvia; Venerida; Veneridae. The transcript is spliced from 3 exons. The record is from RefSeq and is a predicted model, not a curated record.